UCAAAGCUUACAUUCAUAUUCAAGUGGUCCAAAUUAGAAUCUCUAAGGAAAUCAACACAGAAGCAGCACAGCACAGUACAGACAUACAUAGCUAGCCCUUGAACUAUAGCGUACAAGGGAACGAGAAAAGGAGCAAGAAAUCUAAAUCAAAGCCGUCGUCAUGGAAUGGAAGAAAUAUUAUUUGGAUUUGAUGUUGGUGCCUUUAGGAAUUGUGAUAACCAUUGGUUAUCAUGUUUGGUUAUGGCACAAGGUUCGUACCAGUCCCUUCACCACCACCAUCGGCAUCAACGCUCAUGGCCAACGCUUCUGGGUUCCAGCCAUGAUGAAGGACAUGGACAAGAAGAACAUCAUAGUAGUGCAAACCCUACGGAACCUGAUAAUGGCAUCAACUCUCAUGGCCACCACAUCGAUCCUCCUCUCCGCCGGCCUGGGCGCCGUCAUAAGCAGCACCUACAGCGUAAAGAAGCCUCUCAACGACGUCGUUUACGGGGCACACGGCGAGUUCAUGUUGUCGCUAAAGUACGUGACAAUACUCACCAUCUUCCUCUUCUCAUUCUUCUGUCACACUCUGUCCAUUAGGUUUCUGAACCAGAUCUGCGUCCUGGUGGCCAUCCCACAAGAUAUAAAGUCCAUGAUAACUCCACAGUACUUAACAGAGCUUCUGGAGAAAGGGGUGAUAUUAAACACAGUGGGGAAUAGGCUUUUUUACUCAGCACUUCCUCUUCUUCUUUGGAUUUUUGGGCCUGUUCUGGUUUUCUUGUGCUCCAUGGCCAUGAUUCCUGUGCUUUAUAACCUUGACUUUGUUUGUACUGAGGGUAACGGCGGGAAAGUGGAAGUGGACUUGAAUGGAACAAGGGACGAUGGCGACUAUGUUUGA
Molecule: messenger RNA, 877 nt
Organism: Neltuma alba
Lineage: Eukaryota; Viridiplantae; Streptophyta; Magnoliopsida; Fabales; Fabaceae
Exons: 2
Coding region: 161-877 (238 amino acids)
Source: RefSeq, a predicted model, not a curated record